Molecule: messenger RNA, 4491 nt
Organism: Cheilinus undulatus (humphead wrasse)
Lineage: Eukaryota; Metazoa; Chordata; Actinopteri; Labriformes; Labridae
Gene: pygo2
Product: pygopus homolog 2 (Drosophila)
Exons: 3
Coding region: 965-2734 (589 amino acids)
Source: RefSeq, a predicted model, not a curated record
UACUCCUGUUAGUCCCUCUUUGUCCGGUGGCGAUAGAAGGCCAUGAUAAUUAUGGCAAAAUUUGCGUUUUUGAAUGAAUUAUAGUUGAAUGGUGGAUCAACAAGCAUACACCGAGUGAGGACUGGUUUGCUGGCAAUGACACACCAGAGAUUUUCAUUUUAAAGGACAGCAGAGCAAGCAACGGAGAAAGGGUACAGUUUGCUUCCAAGACAGUCUGCAAGAUGGCUAGCUAUCUUCAGUGGCAUGCUAACGUUAGCUAGCCAGCUAAUGAUAGCAUAGUAAACAACAAUUUUCAAAACAUGAUCGAUGGCUUCACCUCAACUGUGGUUAGCAACAACAAGUGCACAUUUUCAGUAAUGAAUGUAGAAAUAUAAAUCACAGUUUGGGUUAAUUUUGUCGGUGUGGAGGCUACUGUGUGAAAUCUCUACCCUGCUAGCAAGCCACAUUGAGUAACGUGGCUAGCUAGUUAGCUGAGAUAGUAACUAGCUUGCGUUAAGCUAGCUGGUUGGGUUCCUUGCUACACAUCUGUAAGUGAUCAUUUUAGAGAGGGAGGUGGGGUACUCUGUAACUUACUUGUACUGGCAGUCACGCCAGGUAGCAAGCAACAACUUUCACACCGCUCGUAAAAACUGCCUUGCAGCAGGACUAACUGUGCGAAAUAGCGUGAAACCAGCUCCGUUUUACCUGAAGCUUAUUUGGUGACCAUAUCCCGGCGUGACAGACACCGUGGCGAAAGAUUUGCAGCUGGAAAGGAGUUUCAGACCUGGGCCGGCUUUGUAAUCAAAAUAAGUUAUCAAUUCGUGCUAGUGAUUGCUGUGAUUAUGAUCAUUUUAGCGAUAUUGAAAUGAUCUGAAGGCAGAUUCCACCUACUCGGCUCAUAGCCUUCAAGACGUCGUCAUUUUUAACUUUUUUUUUCUUGCAUAUGAACGGUGAUAUGCCACUUCACCGACAGUCAUAUUAGCUAAUGGCUGCCGAAUCGGGGAGACUACUGGCGGGACAAGGAAAACGAAGCAAAGCAUCACAGAUGAAGAGCCCAGAGAAGAAGAAGGCCAGGAAAUCCACCACUCAGGCGGCAGGGUUUUCUCACCUCACCGAGUUUGCACCCCCUCCAACCCCCAUGGUGGACCACCUGGUUGCCUCCAACCCCUUUGACGAUGACUUUGCUCCUCCAACCCGACCCAGUGGCGCAGGCGGACCAGGCAAUGCUCCAUUUCUCCCCAGCCCAGGUGCAGGUGGAGGAGGUGGUUAUGGAGGUGGAGGUAGGAUGGGUGGCGGCAUGGGCUUCAUGGGAGGCCCAGGUGGACCAGGCAGUGGCCAGCCAGGAAGGAGGCCUCCAUUUGGCCCCCCAUCCAACGCAGGACCACACCACCAGCUAGGCUUUGGAGGCAUGCCUGGCUUCGGAGGAGGUGGUGGGGGAGGCAGUGGGGCCGGAGGAGGAGGAGGUGGGGGAUUUCCUCCUGGCGGGCCUUCUCAGUUUAAUAUGCCUCCAAACUUCAGUCCACCCAUGCACCCAGGUCCAGGAUUCAACCCUAUGUUGUCCCCAGGAGCUAUGGGAGGUCCUGGAGGAGGGGGGCCACCCCACCCUCGCUUUGGCAUGCCACCACAGCAGCAGCAUGGACAGGGUGGACAUCCAUUUAACAGCCCACCAUUGCCUGGUGGUGGAGGUCCAAGAGGGCCCCCACAUGGCCCACUGCCUCCCAUGGGAGGAGGUAUGGGUCCUGGGAUGAACAUGAUGGGGGGCAUGGGGGGUGGCCCAGGAGGCAACAUGGUGGGAGGAUUACCAGGUAUGCCCCCUCAAGGACAAUUCCCUCCCUCACAGGAUGGUCCUUACCCUGGCCCCAGCCCACCAGGGCCAGGCAGUGAGGAUGGAAAGAACUUUGGUGGAGGAGGGGCACCACCUGGACCUCAGCAGCAGCAACAGCUUAACCUAAAUCCCAACGGCCCCCCUCCUAAUAAUACAACUCCUGGUCCUCCUCCUAACUCUGGGCCCUCACAGCCAGGAGGAGGCUUCCCUGGCCACCCUGACGUCCAGCAGCCAAACGCAAACACACCCGGUCAGCCCCCCUCAGCGCCAACCCAGCCUAACCCCAACUCUUCUCCUACUGGUCCCUUGAAUGGGUCAGGCCAGCCCCAGCAUCCUCCACCCGGUCAGCUACAACCCCCAAACAAUACAAACACCCCCAACUCGAACAACUCAAACCAGCAGCAGCAGCAGCAACAAUCUACCCCACCUAACUCUGCUCCUGGCUCUACUCCUUACAAUCAGCAGAAUAACACUCCUGGUGCUGGUGGUCCCCUGCCAAACCCAGCCUCCAAUUCAGGUCAGAACAACAUGGCCAACAACAAUGGCGGCAACACUCCUGGCAGCAACCCCAACCCCCCUUCCAACUCUACUUCCACCCCAAACACCCAGUCUCCUCUGCCCCCCGGCCCUGCUGCCCCUUCGACUGGGCCUGGUUCUGGCCCUGGAAAACUUGGUGGCCCCGGGAUGGUGUUCCCUUGCGGCCUCUGCAUGGCAGAGGUGCACGACGAUCAGGACGCCAUCCUAUGCGAGGCAUCGUGCCAACGCUGGUUCCACCGGGACUGCACAGGCCUCACUGAGCCAGCGUAUGGGCUGCUUACUCGAGAGAGUGCCGCCGUAUGGGCCUGUGACUUCUGCAUCAAGACCAAGGACAUUCAGGCCGUUUUUGUGCGCCAGGGGUUAGGCCAGCUGGUGGCAGCUAAUGAGAGUUGAGGAGUGGACAACAAGGGAGCAACGUGGAGGUGUGAAGCAAAAGGACAAACAGAGACACUCUUUGCUCUGAUGUAAUUGAAUGACCUGUGUCAUGUCAGCUACUUGCCCAACUUUCUCUUGACUAGCCCUUUACUUGUUCACUACACCGAGAUCCACACUCACUGAUAUUCAUGCUGAUACAUAGCACUUUGAGUGGCUCGUGGCAAAUGAUUCAUCCUAUCCUUUCCCUAAAAGGAUUCAAAUCUUAAAGAAUGUUAAACUACACAGUCCUUCAGACAUCUAGCCUGCCAACCAGAAACGCACUGACACCAACACACUACCUCACACACUUUGUGACUGACUGGCACGGAGGCUCCCGCACUGACUUGACUGUGAUUGGCUCUUCACAUUCGUGCACCACAUGCAUGUGAUGGUAUUUAAAACAUUCUUGGGCACACACACAUUGGUAAAGCACACAAUAUUAAAAUCUUCCCCAGCCAUUUAUUGCUACAGUGACUCAAAGCCACCAGUUUUAUUCUCUAUCUCACACCUUAAACAGAAAUUAUAAGAGAAACUAAAUUUCAAAAAAUAUUGAAAGAGUGCCUAAAAGUCCAAGAGAAACUUUGGUUUUAUUAAUACAUUUAUCCCAAGCUUCAUUUGCCAUAAAAUGCUCCAUUGUUGCACCGCCCUCUCCUUAAUUAACCUUUAAAUUGAAGCAAAUGUAAAACAUAUUUCAGAAUGACAUCAUAAGCACACUUAAAGAUCUUUGAGGGAGGAAAUAUUUAAAGUUCUUUUGCCAAGUCUCAAAAAAUGGACAUAAACACUCCAACACUGUACUUCUUCAAUCUGUCAUUUUGUAAACAGUGAUGUUGAAUCCAAAGGAGACCCAGGCUUAGAUUUUAUUCUCACCUUGCAAAAAGAAGAGUUCAACUCCUUAUAAGUUGUGGACAUGCCACAGAGUUGACCAAUGAACAAAAUACGAAGUUGAAUUUGUGUGUCUUGGUUGUGUACAGUAUGACGUUUUGGUUUUUAUACAGUAUAUUUGAGUCAACCAUUUCUUUCUAUCUCUUUCUGCAGUCCACAUGAAUUGUGAAAUCAGUGCUUUCAGAUGGUGUUGGCAUAGCAAGUAGUAACAUCAUGUCAUAUCAGAUGUGCAUAGUCCUUUUUUUAAAACAAAAGAAAACAAAAAAAAAGAGGGGAGGGGAGGGUUGCAUGUGAAUCAAUGCAGUAACUGUCUGAUCUGUUUGUUUAUAUUCUGGUCUCUGCGCUGUAAGAGGCCGUGAAGUAGACCAAAUAACUUAAGAGCGAAAAAUACCCUUUUUCACAUUUCUGUCAUGGUAUAAGGUGUUUAAAACUAUCCUUCAUUCUCUCUUUCUUAUGUCUUUACUCAAUGUCCAGGUUGCCUUUCUUUCCUUGCUCUCUCUGCUGUUUCUUUUUCUUCUUUUUUUUUUUUUUUUUUUUUAAUUUUGUACUGGUAUUUGUGCUGUGCUCUUGCUCUGCUCUGGCGCCUCCUGGUGGAUCCUGGAAGAACCAGUGAGUCCCACACCAGGUGGGGAAGGGAAAGGUACUGAUCUCUGAAGUAAAGAAAGAUUUUUUUGUACUUGUCCAUGUCUGUGGUUUUUUGCAUUUUUUAAAAUUUGUUUGCUAAUUGUAUUAAAAUUAGGGUUGAAAAACCUGAUUAAAAAGAUGUAAAUGUAAUUUUAUUGUCCUAAUACUCAGAGUCAUGAUACAGCAUACCAAAUUUUCUAAUUGUUUAAUGAUCGGUCUGUUAAACAGAA